AUGCUCUCCUCGGACUUUGCGGAUGUUCUUAGUCUGAUUUCCUUUUGUGUUUGGGGUAUUUGGAAGGCCAGGAAUCGGUUAGUCUUUGAGGGGAUUUUAUGGCGGUCUGAGGUUGUGGUGCAGAAGGCGGUCGUCAGCUUUUGGGAGUUUCAUGAUGCUCGAUCCCUCUGUUCCUCAGUGCAGCCAGGGACGGCUAGUGCGUUGGUGGAUUCGUGGAGUCCUCCUCCCUCUGAAAUUGUUAAGUGUAAUUUUGAUGCUUCUUUUUGUCAGCAGUCUUUGCAAGGGGGUGGUGCCGCUAUUUUUUGCAAUUUUUGGGGUGAAGUGUUUCACGCGGUUAUUUUUUGUCCCUUUUCUGCUGCUUCAUCUUUGGAGGUGGAGGCGUUGGUGUGUCAAUGUGAGAUCCUUUGUGCUUUUGAUUUGGAUUUUUCUUACUUAUGGUUUGAAUCAGAUGCCAAAGUUGUUGUGGAUGGGGGUAAUCAGAUGGCUCAUGCUUUGGCAGCUCUUUCGCGGCCUAGGCUUGCGUCAGAUCAGCUGUUGUCUUCUCUUCCUCCUUCCGUUGUCCCUUACGCGGUGGCGGAUGUUGGGUCUUAG
Messenger RNA from Cornus florida, 591 nucleotides. RefSeq lists its product as uncharacterized. Bases 1 to 591 code for a protein of 196 amino acids. Gene Ontology annotation, molecular function: RNA-DNA hybrid ribonuclease activity; nucleic acid binding. The transcript is spliced from 2 exons. The record is from RefSeq and is a predicted model, not a curated record. Lineage: Eukaryota; Viridiplantae; Streptophyta; Magnoliopsida; Cornales; Cornaceae.